Molecule: messenger RNA, 3333 nt
Organism: Galendromus occidentalis (western predatory mite)
Lineage: Eukaryota; Metazoa; Arthropoda; Arachnida; Mesostigmata; Phytoseiidae
Exons: 12
Source: RefSeq, a predicted model, not a curated record
AUGAAGGUUGAACUAGCAUCUCGUGGUCGGGUGGCCAUCAGUGGCACCACGAAAACUGUCCCGCUAGGUGAAAAGGAUGACAUCCUCGUUGUAAAUCCCUCUACUGUGGCAAUACUUGACAAAAGUCAAACACUCAGUCGACAGACUAGGAAACUAAACUUCCUGACUCGAGCGGUGAUACUGACCGCGUCCGUGGAAGGGAAUUUCGUCGCUGGGGUUACCGAAAACGGACGUAUUUUUCGAUUCGACAAUCUCAAUCACGCACAGUGGAUAGACUCGCCUGGUCUAGAGAAGUCUAAAGUUGCACAGAUCUGCGUCGACAGCAGCGGCAAUAUCCUAGUGAGCAGUGGAGAAUUAUGCGUUUACAAGUUCAGUGUGCGCAGUCUGUCAUGGGAAGUGUUCCCAUGUCCUUUCCUUCUGCCUGAGUUCGUCACCGUCAGACUCGCGGGUUGUUCAGCUUCGAGCUCCGCCGAAGUUCACGCGACCUUCGCCUGGCUGCUCAGUGACGAUCGGAUCAUCGUGUGUAGCAUAGGGUACAAAUAUCUUGAUAGAAAUCAGUGGCGCAUCCGACAAGCGUCGACGUCAUUUCUUCCGUGCAGUUCUCUGACGCCGUCCCCGGAUUUAUCUUGUUUCCUCCUCGUUUCGCCGUCUGCGAUCCAUCUCGUCCAUAAUUCGUCGUCACUAGCGCACUUCAAACGGGAGUUUCCAGAGGAGGCUGUGGUGGAUGCAACGUGGUGCCGUAACUCCGAAUUAAUCCUUGUUCUAUCGCCUGGCGGUAAAUUGGCGAUUGUGGCCAAGUUCAUGAGCAGUCUUUUCGGUUUCGAGCAAACAGGGAACGAGCACGGCGUUCCUGCAAGCUGGAUGCACGUUGUGAACGUGGAAGUGGGGGACCCUCUUGCACUGAGAGCUCAUCUCUCUCCUCACUUAGAUGCCCUCAUCGUGACAGGCUCGGAGAUCUUCACAAUUUCGGUCGAGCCCAUGGGCCACACUCUACACCUCAACAAGCUCCUCAGCGCGCAGUCGUCGUCGAUAGCGAUCCUGAGUGAACUCUGCCUGCAUUUGGCAUCCAUCAGGCCGUUGACUGGAGACCAUGUCCUGCUGCUGGCCGUUAUUAGGAAGAAUUUAAGUGCGGGGCUCGACGUUUGCGACGAAGUGCGACUCGGGGAAAUCGGCCCGGUUUUCUGCGCUCUUCUCGAGUGGGCGGUCCAGUUGGAAUCGGUCCCCAUUGUCAAGCUCAUGGUCUUCGCCUUGCGACGCUUCAUGAAGGUCGACAAGAAGAAGAAGUACAAGAAGCAGAUGCUCGGCCGGUUCUCAGCUGCUCUGCGAGUUUUCGAUGUGAGCAACAAGACCUCGGCCCACGUCCGUUUGGGAUCCCGAACCCGUCCGCGAGGGAGGGCGAGCAGCAUCACAGAAUGCUAUUAUAACGGAGACACAACGGGUGCGAUGAAAUGUCUGACGCAGCAAGCAGAAAUAUCGUCGCAGUCGAAGGAGUUGGUGAAACGUCUCUUGGACACGAAACAAGAGAUCCGAGCUUUUGAAGCUCUCAUCAUCAUCCUAAGCUCUCAAGGCUCCCAGCUGAUUGAGAUUAUCCCGAGAGAUCCAAAAGUUCGCCUGCUGUUCCGAAGUUUCGCUUCAAAGAUCAAGCAAGCUUCAGUGGCGUUCGAGCUUCUUUUCCUCGCUGGAUUCUGGAGGGACGCCCUCUCGCUGAGUUGUCACCUGGAGCAACACGGGCUCGAAGCCCUUGUCGCAAUCUCUCUACACGAAUUGCGACGGACCGGUGAAGCUUUAAGAGACUUCAUCAUAUCCAGCAUGAACGAGCAAGAUGGGGAUCUGCACAAGUCGCCCAUCACAACGAUGGUCACCAAUUUCCUCAGGCUCAACCCUGUCUCAAGCGAGGAUUUGUUCGUUGAAACGCUGGAUCUCCUCCUCAGUGAAUUCCUUCAAGAAUGUUCGAGGAUAUCCUUCGACUCGCCGCAAGCCAUGCUCAUAACAGUGGAAAUACAAUCCGACCUCGCAAGUCAGCCAUCUCGCCUGCAACUCGUAUGCCGGAGCAUUCAGUUACUGCUACUAUGUUGCGAGACUUGUACUCAUCUCUUGGAUUCAUUGUCUACGGCUUUCCACGAAAGAGAAGAAGCUGUGGAAGAUGUACCCACCUCGAAUCUGAGAGAAUUAUCGCUCCUCAAAUGCUUUGUGAAUAUGUUGUUCUGUUUCCAGUUGAGGCGGCUCCUGUUCCAGGAAUCGGAAAGUGUCAAAUCAAUCCAGUUGGCUCAGCAGCUAUACAUGAACAGUUUCAUUCCGUCACACUGGCUUUCAAGAUUGGCUCAGAUGGUUUACAUCCCCAGCCGCUCUGAGGAGGUUGCUCAACGCAAGGCCCUUCGUGACUUUUACGACAACUUCUGUCAGGAUAUUUGCAACGCGCGCACGAAGCUUAGGCAGCCGAGCAGAAGAGCAGAGCUCAAUGUGUCUCCGUUGAGCUGCUUGGAGGAAGCUCUUCUUUCAACGAAGAAAGCGACCCGAUUAUCCCACGUGAAGCACGCGAACAUCGCGCUGGUCAGAGACGACUGCCUGAAAGAGAAGCUUGAUUCGGUGAACGUGAAUCAAGCGAGAUUGAAAAGCGGUGCCAAAGUAGAUUUAUGUGUUCUGAGUGAACUCUUACUCAACGUGGAUGUAGUUUCGAGUCGCGCUUUCGUGUGCGCCCUACUCCUCCAGAUAGAUCUGACCGACGUGAAAAGGGUGCGUUUCAAUCCCAUAGUCGACGUCGUGAUCGAGGAGGAGCAGGAUGAGGAGGAGGACCCAGAAAAUUCAGAGUGAGUGUUCACGUCGACUGCAAGCAAGUUCCAGAGGUCGUUCUCAACCUCAGACGCCGCGGUGCAGGCGGAUGAGCGGUCCACCGUAGCGGCGGCGGCUCCGGACAGAAACCUGAUUCGGCAACUCGACUCAGCAUUGAAGAGUUUGGAGCGUAUUUCCAAAUCACAGAGUACGAAAGACGACGACAAACCCGAAGCCGACAAGGCUGACGUUGUGGAUUUCGGGAACGAUUCGGAGCACAUUGCUCUCAAACACAUCGAGACGGACUCGAGAAACCGGAUAUUUUCGUCGCGUCAAAUUCCCGGAGAAGGACGAUUCGAGGAAUCUAUGCGACGGAUUCGCGAGCUGACUUCUCGGAGUAUUCAGAAGUAUCAGGCUUCCGCGAAGGGCCUGAAAUCCUCCCUCCGAGCCACCGAUCGACACAGUUUGACUCAGUCCGCGUUGCGGCUGAAAGUGCGUUCUUCCGAUAACGGUGUACAUACGACCAUGAUCAUCGACGGCCGCUCAUCUUACUCAGCUAAAUAA